Molecule: messenger RNA, 2591 nt
Organism: Silurus meridionalis
Lineage: Eukaryota; Metazoa; Chordata; Actinopteri; Siluriformes; Siluridae
Product: transmembrane protease serine 9-like
Exons: 11
Coding region: 847-2538 (563 amino acids)
Biological process (GO): proteolysis
Molecular function (GO): serine-type endopeptidase activity
Source: RefSeq, a predicted model, not a curated record
AACAAACCUAGUAUUUGGAGCCAUGUUCUCAUCAGAUCUUAAUACAUUGUUUGGAGAUAUUAGAGCUUUAACUGCAGGAAUGCAGAUCUACCAUUCUUCUUGUAAAAGAUGUUCUGCACAAGUUUCUGACCUUGCUAGCCAGUUCAUCCCAAUACAUGAUAACACUCCAGCCAUAUUUAUAUAUAUUAAUUGCAACUUGAUAACCAUAGGACACAUUAAGUUUCAAAUAAAUUAUUAAUAUCCAUUGUCUACACCAACACCUUUUUAGGUGUCUAAUGGAGACCAUUGCUGUAGAUAUAAUGAGACACAUCAUACAUUGUGGUGGGACUGAGCCUUUCAACCCCUGUUGGACGAAGCCUCUUGGUACUUUGUACUCCGUGUACAAGGCUGAGAACGCUUGUGUUUCCUUUUUGUUAAAUUUGGUAUUGUGUUACUGAAGUUGGUACUGUGUGAAUAGUGUGUAUCAUAAAACCUGGCAACCUUAACUAUCAGUCUAUUUUUCUUUUAGCAGCUCAUUGUGGGAUGACAAAAGAAAUUAAAUAUUUGCUCAUUUAUGUUUGAUCAAAGCUUACAACAAACAAAUCAAACUGUUUACAUGAAUUUCAAAUAUUCUGUUUAUGGUUUUGGAAAAUAAUACCAUCAUUUAUAUAGUGGGCUUUAGAUUAUUUGAUUCAUAUAUUCUUCCCAAACAAACAGCAUUCUCAGUAAUUUUUUGCAUUCACCUUUAGUUUCAUUUUGAGUCAUACCCUCUUACCUCACAACAAAGAUCUGUGUGUAAGUGUCAACUGUGCAUGCAGUUUGCACAUUGUGAGUUCAAAAGUGUGGAGCUUUUAAAGGGGAGGGACUAUGAUUGAAAUUUUGUUGAAAUAUAACAGAUAUCAUUUGGUUUGGUUUAGAGUAGACAUGUUCUUGAGCAUCUCUAUCUUUCUAUUUUUUGUCCUCCCUUUGUGUGGAGGAAUGGAGAGUGGUAUUAUUGGAGGAAAAGAAGCAAAACCACACUCCCGACCCUACAUAGUGUCUGUUCAGAUUGACAAACACCACAAGUGUGGUGGUCUACUUAUUAGAAAGGAUUAUGUGCUGACUGCAGCUCACUGUUUUGACAACAUAGAAUAUUCUGGAAAGAAGCAGCUGGAAGUGGUCCUGGGAGCUCACAACAUCAGUCGAAAGGAGCACCAGCAGCAAAGAAUCGAGGUGCAGAAAUACAUCAUGCAUCCAUGUUACAGGAAGAAUGAACGUCCAAAUGAUAUCAUGUUACUGAAGCUGAAAUCCAACGCCAAGCUGAACAAAGCUGUAAAGGUUAUUGCUCUUCCAGAGGAGGAUGAAAGCAUUCCAGCCAAUCAGUUAUGUUUAAUAGCAGGCUGGGGCAAGACAGCACAGAACAGCGCAGAAUCAAGUGUCCUAAAAGAAGCAACACUCAAAGUACAGUUCAACUUUGAGUGCAGAAAUAUUUGGAAGGACAGGUUUCUUGCUGACAGCAUGAUCUGCACUGUCUCUGAUGGGAAAAAAGCUUUUUGUCAGGGUGACUCAGGGAGUCCUCUUAUCUGUGGCAAUGAACCAAUAGGGAUAGCUGCAUAUACCUUCGGUGGAAACUGCUUAAACCGCAAGUUUCCAGAGGUAUAUAUGAAGAUUUCUUAUUUCAUUCCUUGGUUUAAACAAGUUAUGGCAAGCACACGUGAACUCACACGACACAACACCCCCACCUGUUGGACACUGCACACCGAAGAAAGAAAGAGCAUGUUGCUCAGUUCAGUGUUCGUGUGGUGGUCUACAGAUAUGCUCUUCACCAUCUCUCUUGUUGUGCUUUCAGUCAUCCAUUCAUGUGGGGGAAUGGAGAGUAGUAUUAUUGGAGGAAAAGUAGCAAUACCACACUCCCGACCCUACAUGGUGUCUGUCCAGAAUGACAAAAAACACAAGUGUGGUGGUCUUCUUAUCAGAAAGAAUUAUGUGCUGACUGCAGCUCACUGUGCUGACAACAUAGAAUAUUCUGGAAAGGGGCAGCUGGAAGUGGUACUGGGAGCUCACAACAUCAGUAAAAAGGAGCACGAACAGCAAAGAAUCAAAGUAAAGAAAUGCAUCAAGCAUCCAUGUUACAGGAAGGAUGAACGUGCAAAUGAUAUCAUGCUCCUGAAGCUGAAAUCCAACGCCAAGCUGAACAAAAAUGUGACGGUUAUUGCUCUUCCAAAGGAAGACAAGGACAUUCCAGCCAAUCGGUUAUGUUCAAUUGCUGGCUGGGGCAAGACAGCACAGAACAGUGCAGCAUCGAAUGUCCUAAAAGAAGUAACUCUCAAAAUAAUGUCCAACUCUGAGUGCAAGGAUGCUUGGCAGAUGUAUUUUGACAGCUAUAACAUGAUCUGCACCAACGUUGAUGGGAAAAAUGCAUUUUGUCAGGGUGAUUCAGGGAGUCCACUUAUCUGUGAUAAUCAGCCACAAGGAAUAGCAGCAUAUACAUUCAGUGGAAACUGCCUAAAUGACAAAUAUCCAGAGGUAUAUAUGAAGAUCUCUUCCUUUUUGCCAUGGAUUAAACAAGUUAUAGGAUAGAAAGUGAACACAAUGGAAGUAACCAUGAUUCAAUAAAAUAUACACUGCAUACA